This is a messenger RNA of Meloidogyne enterolobii, 2736 nucleotides long. The record is from the annotation of a GenBank genome assembly. NCBI's taxonomy places the organism in Eukaryota, Metazoa, Nematoda, Chromadorea, Rhabditida, Meloidogynidae.
AUGGGUACUUAUUUUGCACAAGAUUUCGAAAAUAUUUUGAAUAUUAAUCAAAAUUUAACAAUUGUUUAUAGCAAGCAAAUGGAUCCAAAUGUUAAAAGUAUGACAGAUACUUUACAACAAAUUAAAAAUCGUUCGAGAAUUGUUGUGGCUGUAUUUGAUUCAAUAGAAAUAAGAAGAACUUUUCUAUUGGCAAUGACAGAUACAGGAAUUUCUUUAAAUAACGAAUAUGUGUUUAUUAUUCCUCAAUUAAGAAAUUUAGGAAUGUUACAACAAGAAAAAACUAGUACAAAUAUUUCGAAAUAUAAUGAUUUUUGGAUGACAACAAAUGGAGUUAAUGAUGGGAGGGAUGAUGAUGCUUUGAAAGCUGCAAGAAGGACAAUUAUUGUUGACUUAGAAAAUCAGUCAAACUCUGAAAUUGAUAUUUUCAAUGCUAAAGUAGUUGCUGAAUUUGGAAAGCCUCCCUUCAACUGUGUAAAUGAAUGUAUGGGUGGACCUAAUGACCAAAUUCCUGCUUCGUAUGCUCGAAGUUUACACGAUACAACAUAUGCUUAUUUAAGGGCAUUAAAUAAAACAACAGAAAAGUUUGGUUACUUAACAAAAGAUUUGGCAAGAAAUGGAACUUUAAUUAAUAAUCUGAGUAAAGGGGAAUUUCAAGGAGAAACAGGAAAUGUUAUUAUUGAUGAAAAUGGGAAUAGAGAGCCAAUAUUUGUUGUUACAAUGUUGGAUAUUUCUGAUCAACCACUAAAUGUUAUGCAAAUCACUUUUAUUAAUAAUACAAUGCAAAUAACUAAAAAUUACAACGAUGAAUCUGUUAUUUGGGCAAAUAGAGGAGGUAAGAGACCUUUAUAUAAACCAAUAUGUGGAUAUACUGGGACAGAAUGUCCACAAAAUAUAACAACAUAUAUAUUAAUUGGUGUUGGUUUGGUUUUGUUAUUGUUAGUAGCUACUUUAGGUGGAAUUGGUUAUGCUGUUCGAGAAAAAUUAAAAGAGAAGGAACGUUUAACUAGAGAAUGUUUAAUACCUUUUGGAGAAUUAAAAAAUAUAAAGGAAUUAAAAAGUAAUGAAGAUAUGAGAAGUUUAGAAGCAAAUAAAAGUUUAAAAAGUUUACAAAGUAGCCAAUCUGGCAGUACAAAAUUAACAAGUAUGGAUGAUAAAAAAUUGGAAACAGAAAAUUAUGCACAUUUUUUAUAUAAUAGAGAAGUUGUUUUUGCUAUUAAAUAUCAAGUUAGAGUUAGAAUAUUUAAUGAAGAUUUGUUUCAAUUAAUGAAGCUUAGACAAUUAGACCACGAAAAUUUAAACAAAUUUUGUGGACUAUGUACUGAUGCACCAAUUUUAUAUGCUGUUUGGAAACACUGUCAAAGAGGAAGUUUAAAAGAUUUAAUUGCCAAAGAGAGAUAUGUCGGCGAUUCUUUUGUCAUGUUUACUUUAAUGAGGGAUAUAGCCAGUGGUUUGAUUGCCCUUCACAAAUCUUUUAUUGGAGCACAUGGAAUGCUUUCCUCAGAAAAUUGUUUAAUUAAUGAUCGUUGGCAAGUAAAGAUUAGCGAUUUUGGAUUGAAUAUGAUUAGAGAAAGUCAAACUUUUACAAAAAGAAAAUUAUUGUGGACAGCACCAGAAUUAUUAAGAGAAAAUAAUCGAAAAGGAACAAAAGAAGGAGAUGUUUAUAGUUUUGCUAUAAUUUGUUGUGAAUUAGUUAAUAGAGAAACUGUUUGGAAUGGAGUUGAAAGAGAAGAUGAUGUUGAUGAAAUUAUUUAUCGUCUAAGACGAACAAAUACAGCAAUUCCACACAGACCUCAGUUGCAUCCAAGGGAAGAAAUCAAUCAAAAUCUCAUCCAUUUAAUUCGAGACUGUUGGAGUGAAAUUCCAACAGAACGUCCAAGGAUUGAUCAAGUCAGAACAAUGUUAAAACAAAUGGUUAGGGAUGGGAGUCAAAAUUUAAUGGAUUAUGUUUUUGGAAUGUUAGAGCAAUAUGCAAGUUCUUUAGAACAAGAAGUUGAGGAAAGAACUAGAGAAUUAGUUGAAGAAAAAAGAAAAAGUGAUAUUCUUCUAUAUAGAAUGCUUCCAAAACAAGUUGCUGAUAAAUUAAAAUUGGGGGAAUUUGUUGAACCAGAACAAUUUAGUGCAGCAACAAUAUUCUUUUCUGAUGUUGUUUCAUUUACAACGUUAGCUAGUAAAUGUUCUCCUUUACAGGUAGUAAAUUUAUUGAAUGGUUUAUACACAGCAUUUGAUGGGAUAAUUGACAGUCAUGAUGUUUAUAAAGUUGAAACAAUUGGAGAUGGUUAUUUAGUUUGUUCUGGAAUUCCUCGGAAAAAUGGGAAUGACCAUGCUAAAGAAAUUUCUGAACUUGCAUUUGCUUUCCUACGUACCGUUUCAACAUUUAGAGUUGACCAUUUGCCAAAUGAACGUGUUAAUUUACGUAUUGGAAUACAUACUGGACCAGCUGUAGCUGGAGUUGUUGGAUUGACAAUGCCUCGUUAUUGUUUAUUUGGAGACACUGUAAAUACAGCUAGUAGAAUGGAAUCUAACGGAAGACCUGGACGUAUCCAUAUAUCAACCACAACUAAUCAUUAUUUAACUAACAUAAUUGGAGGAUAUGUAACAGAACCUAGAGGAGAAGUAAUUAUUAAAGGAAAAGGAGUUAUGGAAACAUUUUGGCUACUUGGACAUGCUGGGGAUUCUCAUUAUUUAUCAGGUAUCGUUGCUGCUAAUGUUGAUCGUGAUACUCCAGAACCUGUAUAA